CUUCGUCCGGAAACUGCUUCUAUUUUUGUUCUGUCUGUCUGCCUGCGGUAUGUUAGGAAGACUUGAACGGGUAGAGACGAAGACGCCGUAGACGCGAGGGACUGAUUUAAAGACUGGGGUUGUCAGGUGGCACAGAGCCUUUGAAGACCGACACCGUCCACUGUCCCCGGUUCUUCCACUGCCUCUGGAGACGUGUCUGCAGCGGCGAGCUUGUGUUCGAUCGGAUACAGGAUGUCUGGCCAGAGCAUUACAGACAGGAUAACCGCCGCACAGCACAGUGUCACCGGCUCGGCGAUUUCCAAAACUGUGUGCAAGGCGACCACGCAUGAAGUCAUGGGGCCAAAAAAGAAACAUUUGGACUACUUGAUUCAGUGCACGAAUGAGAUGAAUGUGAACAUCCCUCAGCUGGCGGACACACUGUUUGAGAGGACCACUAACACCAGCUGGGUUGUUGUCUUCAAGUCCCUCACCACUACACACCAACUGAUGGUCUAUGGCAAUGAGAGAUUCAUUCAGUAUCUGGCUUCAAGGAACACACUAUUCAACCUGAGCAAUUUUUUGGACAAAAGUGGAUUACAAGGCUAUGAUAUGUCAACGUUCAUAAGGAGGUAUAGCCGCUACCUGAAUGAGAAGGCUGUGUCCUACAGACAAGUCGCUUUUGAUUUCACUAAAGUAAAAAGAGGGUCUGAUGGGUUGAUGAGAACGAUGAACACAGAGAAACUCCUCAAGACCAUCCCUAUCAUCCAAAAUCAGAUGGAUGUGUUACUCGAUUUCAAUGUCAAUGCUAACGAACUGACAAAUGGUGUGAUCAACGCAGCUUUCAUGCUUCUCUUCAAAGAUGCGAUUCGACUGUUUGCUGCCUACAAUGAAGGCAUAAUCAACCUCCUGGAGAAAUACUUUGACAUGAAGAAAGUUCAGUGCAAAGAUGGACUUGAUAUCUACAAAAAAUUCCUUACACGAAUGACAAGAAUCUCCGAGUUCCUCAAGGUUGCAGAGCAAGUGGGGAUUGAUAGAGGAGACAUCCCAGAUUUGUCUCAGGCCCCCAGCAGCCUGCUGGAUGCCCUGGAACAGCACUUGGCCUCUUUAGAGGGAAAGAAAGUAAAAGAAUCAACAGCAGCCAGCAGGGCCAGCACCCUCUCCAGUGCGGUCUCUUCCCUGGCCAACACCGGCAUCUCUUUCACCAAAGUGGACGAGAGGGAAAAACAGGCAGCCUUGGAGGAAGAGCAGACUCGCCUAAAAACACUAAAAGAGCAGCGUCUCAAAGACCUCCAGAGGAAUCCUGCAACAGCAACCACAGACUCCUCCCCUGUCUCCUCAAUGGGUGGUACAAUCAAUUCAGCCCCUGCGAUUGACCUCUUCUCCAUCCCCAGCUCCACCAACAGCAUGUCCAAGGCAGCCAAUGACCUUCUGGACCUGCAUCCAGCCUUCCAGCAGUCGCUGCCUCACACCACCAAUAACUCAUGGGGAGAUCCUUUUAACUAUGCUGCAGAAGCUGUGGAGGAAUCUACUCCAAACUCAAACCCUUUCAUCACAAUACCUGUUGUCGAUGCUGUCCACCCGUCCACGGCGUCCUCGGACGCCGGCAGUCUGUCCUCUCAAACACCUAGUCAUGAAGUGUUCGAUCAUUACGCUCCUUUUUUUGACUCCAGCCCUUCGCUGACAUCUGAUCUUGAAACUGGUGCACAGAUCGAGACAUUUAUCACAGACUCCUUCUGUGGGCCAAGCCCUUACACCACUCUCUUCCAAUUUGAGCACCCUGCUGUAGCUGGUCUAUUCAGAGGGUUUACAGCCUCCCCAACACCACAGCAGCCACAAGACUCUCGAGGCCUUAACGUCGACUUUGACUCAGUAUUUGGCAACAACACUAACGCUAACAACCUGGAUUCUUCUGGUGGCAUCCUCAAACCCACAGUGACAUCCUCACCCAAUCAGAGCAUGACCCUGAAUGGCCAACAACCCAACAGACUUGUGUCCAAUGACCUGGACUCCUCACUGGCCAAUCUUGUCGGCAAUCUAGGAAUGAACAACGGCACAGCAAAGAAUGAUCUUCACUGGAGUCAGCCUGGUGAGAGGAAGCUGACGGGUGGAAGCAACUGGCAACCCAAGUCAGCACUUUCCACCACCUGGAACCCUGCAACCAUGGCUCCAUCUGUCAUGGCCUACCCUGCAACCACACCGACAGGCAUGAUGGCAUAUGCAAUGCCUCCUCACAUGGGCUCAAUGAUGAUAACACAGCCCACUAUGAUGUACAACCAGCCUGUGAUGAGGCCGGCCAACCCCUUCAGCCCCAACCCAGGUGCUCAGUCCCCCACAACCUCUAGUCCCUCCAGUCUCAGCCCCCUCAGAGCUCCAGGGAAGGACCCCUUUGCACAGCUCUUUCUACAGAAUUUUUUAUAGAGCAUCUUUAGAUGCAGUUUAUGUAACCUGAGGAGGGGCAGGGAGUCGUUCCCAUCUGAAGAUGAUUCACAACAAAGUCAAGUAUCAGAGCAAACCUGCAGUUUGCUCCUAAUGAACUCACCUCUCUGAGAAGGAUAGACCCAAAUAAGACUGAAUAACACCACGGUGACUCAGAGUGGCUCCAGCCCGCUCACUGGACAUCGUGCCAAUCUCGUCACGUCUAAGUCACAGUGGAGGAGGAGGAGGAGGAGGGAGCGUGGGCUGCCAUUCAAAUCAUGUGGACUCAUGUGGACAGGGAUCAGCCCAUACUGUAUCCUGGACUAAGAGAAACUCAACACCUAAAGGGAGGGACUUCUGACAUCACCGUUUGUGUACAUGGAAAAAAGAAAAGAGAGUUGUUGCGUGUGCACACAAACGCACACAAACAUUUUUUUUGAGUUGUCUCUUACUGUUUUCGUUCCUCUUUCUCCAGGCGAGGCUGGAAAGUUGUCUCCUUUUGAUCAUGAUUAUUUACCCCAAACUUCCUCAAAUUAAGACAAUUGCAAAAUGUGUACCACACUUUUUUCUUUUGUGUUCUUUGUAUGUAUUGUUUGCAGUAGACAUUCCUUGUAUAUUGUUUGUAUUUAUUUAUGAUUACCUAUCGAAAGGAUGACAUUAUCAAACAAAAUGUGAACAGUCACUGACCUGCCUCAUGUGGAAGGUCUUCGGGUUUAUACAUAGGUAUGAUUGAUUGUAGAAUUGGAUUUUGAGUGAUUGAGACGAUUUUUUUGAAACAAAAAAGUUAAUAUAAAGUUUUAAAAAAGAUGACACGUUUUGCUGCUGGGGCACUGAAUAUUCUCUGUACUCGCAUGAUGCCUUGUACAGUUAUAUGUGGCUCGGGAGUGGUGGGUUGUCAACACUGGGGAUCUGUUUCAAAGUAAUUAUUCAUUAACACCAUCAAAUCUGCUAAUUUAUGACUUCAAUUUCUAUGAAUUGGACCACAUGUUUCACGUCAGCAGAAGCACUACAUUGUACGAUGGAGGCAGCAUUGCAUUGGAGAGGAGUUGCUGUUUCUGCUUUUGAUGCUUUUGGCAUGUCAUUUAUUCUUCCAUUUAACAAAGCUCCUGGCUGCCCCUUUCUCCGGCCUGAAUGUCCUGGGUUGCUUUCAUGGUUAGAUCAUGUUUUCAUAGGCCAGCACCUGGGUGCUUUGGGCACAGUGGGGGAUGGGGUAGAGGUGGGGUUGGGGCCACAAAGGUCCAGUGGUGCAGGAGAAUGGAGCACUGUUGAUCGGUGCUUUGUGUAUAUAAAACUGAUCCUGCAGACAAGGGGUGGGGUGUGGAUAUGAUAUAUGGCCUGAACAUGAAAGUGGCCCCUAAUCCAUUAACUGAGCAUAUUUGUUGCAUUGUCCCUGCAGAUUAUAUUUUUUGUUAGAUUUUUGUUUUGCUUCCCAAUAAAUUGAAAGCUUCCACAAUC
Molecule: messenger RNA, 3849 nt
Organism: Pleuronectes platessa (European plaice)
Lineage: Eukaryota; Metazoa; Chordata; Actinopteri; Pleuronectiformes; Pleuronectidae
Gene: picalma
Product: phosphatidylinositol binding clathrin assembly protein a
Exons: 24
Coding region: 232-2397 (721 amino acids)
Biological process (GO): clathrin-dependent endocytosis; synaptic vesicle budding from presynaptic endocytic zone membrane; clathrin coat assembly
Cellular component (GO): synaptic vesicle; clathrin-coated pit; clathrin-coated vesicle
Molecular function (GO): SNARE binding; 1-phosphatidylinositol binding; phosphatidylinositol-4,5-bisphosphate binding
Source: RefSeq, a predicted model, not a curated record